ACGUAGAAAACGUCGCUUCUACAUAACAUGUUGUGGCAGCCGAGAUUAAAGCAUGUGAUCCUGCCUUCAUUGUAGAUAAUACAAAGCUGCGAAAAUGGCGGACGAACAGGAAGUACGGCAGCUGGAGUUGCUAUGCAAGCAGUUGUAUGAAUCACAAGAUUCUACACAUCGUGCAGAGGCUGAAAAAGCACUUGUUGCUUUUCAAAAUGCUCCAGAUACGCUUACAAAGUGCCAGCUCCUACUUGAUCGAGGAGAUUCUCCGUAUGCUCAAUUAUUGGCAGCCACUACUUUGACAAAAUUAGUUUCCCGUUCAUCAGGACUUAGUUUACAACAGAGGCUUGACAUACGAAAUUAUAUUCUGAAUUACUUAGCAACUCAACCAAAGUUACCAAACUUUGUAAUACAAGCUCUGGUUACAUUGUUUGCCAGGAUAUCAAAGUUUGGUUGGUUUGAUAUUGAUAAAGAUAGAAGUGUGGUCAGUGAUGUAACAAAGUUUCUUCAGGGAUCAGUGGAGCACUGUAUGAUAGGAGUCCAAUUACUUUCUCAAUUAACGUGUGAAAUGAAUCAAGUGUCAGAUGCAGACGCAAACAGAUCUAUUACAAAGCAUAGAAAAAUUGCCAGUCACUUCAGAGAUACUCAACUUUUUGAAAUAUUUAGGUUAUCAUAUACUUUAUUAAGUACAGCUCGAGAAAAUUGUAAAAAUUUAAAUUUUAAUGAUGAAGCACAGCAUGGUCUGAUCAGACAACUUUUAAAGCUAGCACAAAAUUGUUUGACAUUUGACUUUAUUGGAACAUCAACAGAUGAAAGUUCUGAUGAUCUCAGUACAGUACAAAUUCCAACUUGUUGGAGACCUGUAUUUUUGGAUUUUACAUCACUGAAACUUUUCUUUGAUUUAUAUCAUAGUUUACCUAACUCAUUAUCAUCUUUGGCCCUUUCAUGUUUGGUCCAAAUAGCAUCUGUGAGAAGGAGUUUAUUUUCAAACCCAGAAAGGGCACAAUUUUUAACACACUUAGUUAGUGGUAUAAAACACAUACUACAGAAUCCCCAAGGUCUCAGUGAUCCUGAGAAUUACCAUGAAUUUUGUAGACUAUUAUCAAGGUUGAAAAGCAAUUUCCAACUUGGAGAAUUGGUUUUAGUCAAAGAUUAUCCUGAAGCUAUACAAUUAAUUGCAAAAUUUACAAUACAAAGUUUACAGAUGUGGCAAUUUGCACCGAACAGUUUACAUUAUUUAUUAACUUUGUGGCAAAGAAUGGUGUCUUCUAUGCCUUAUGUAAAGGCAGGUGAUCCACAUCUAUUAAAUACAUAUACACCAGAAAUUGUGAAUGCAUAUAUCACUUCAAGACUCGAAUCAGUUGCAAUAGUAGUUAGGGAAGGUUUAGAAGACCCACUUGAUGAUUUAGGAAUAGUUCAUCAACAACUGGAGCAAAUAUCUGUAAUUGUGAGGUGUGAAUAUCAAAAGACAUGUACUUUGUUAGUGCAACUUUUUGAUCAAGCUGCUAGGACAUACCAAGAAUUAAUGACACAAACCGCAUCUCCGACACAACAAAUGGACAUCACUAUACAAGAAGGUCAAUUGACCUGGCUUGUAUAUAUCAUAGGUGGUGUUAUUGGUGGAAAAAUAACAUUUAACAGCAAUGAAGAGUAUGAUGCAAUGGAUGGUGAAUUGGUUUGCAGAGUACUCCAAUUGAUGAAUUUAACUGAUUCAAGACUUGCACAAGGUGGCUGUGAAAAAUUGGAGUUAGCAAUGUUGAGCUUCUUUGAACAAUUUCGUAAGGUGUAUGUAGGUGAUCAAGUUCAAAAAAAUUCUAAAGUAUAUAGAAGACUGUCAGAUGUUUUAGGAGUUAAUGAUGAAUCUAUGGUUCUUGGUAUUCUUAUUCGAAAAAUAAUAACAAAUCUGAAAUAUUGGGGUCGUAGUAAACAAAUUAUUUCGAAAACAUUACAAUUAUUAAAUGAUUUAUCUGUGGGAUAUAGUUGUGUCCGUAAACUUGUAAAAUUAGAAGAAGUACAAUUUAUGCUCAAUAAUCACACAAGAGAGCAUUUUCCAUUUUUGGGAAACAAUGUUGCUGUAACAGAAAUGCGCUGUAGAUCAAUGUUCUACACAUCCUUGGGUAGAUUAUUAAUGGUAGAUCUAGGAGAAGAUGAGGAAAGGUUUCAUACAUUUAUGUUACCUUUAACAAAUGCAUUUGAAAGUUUAGGACAGUUAAUUGGUCCUGCUGAUCCAUCACUUUUUGCAGCAGAAGAAGCAAAAAAAGCACUCAUUGGUUUAGCAAGAGAUUUAAGAGGUUUAGCUUAUGCAUUCAAUACAAAAACUUCUUAUAUGAUGCUCUUUGAUUGGAUUUAUCCCAAUUAUACACCGAUUUUAUUACACGCUGUGGAAUUGUGGCAUUAUGAGCCACAAGUUACUACACCCGUCCUAAAAUUUUUUGCUGAAUUAGUACAAAAUAGAAGUCAACGAUUACAGUUUGAUGCAUCUUCUCCAAAUGGAAUUUUAUUAUUUCGUGAAGCUAGUAAAGUAAUAUGUAGUUAUGGUAAUCGUAUAUUAAACGUUGAAGUUCCAAAGGAUCAAAUGUACCCCUUAAAACUUAAAGGGAUAAGUAUAUGCUUCAGUAUGUUAAAGGCAGCUUUAUGUGGAAGUUACGUAAAUUUUGGUGUGUUCAGAUUAUAUGGUGAUGAAGCAUUGGAUAAUGCGCUUAAUACAUUUGUAAAAUUACUUUUUAGUAUACCACAAAGUGAUUUAUUGGAUUAUCCAAAACUAUCUACGACAUAUUUUGUGUUACUCGAAUGUUUGGCUCAGGAUCACAUGGUUUUUCUUUCUACUUUGGAACCUAGAGUAUUCUUAUACAUAUUAUCAAGCAUCAGUGAAGGCCUUACAGCACUAGGUGCGCAAAAAGACUCCUAUACAGAUACAAUGGUCUGUACUGGUUGUUGUGCAACACUUGAUCAUAUUGUAACUUAUAUAUUUAAACAACUAUAUCAAAAAGGGGGAUAUCCAGGAAGAAAAAAUGCGGUAGUUUCAGGAGGUGGAGAUUUAUUCUUACAAGUUCUGAAACAACAUCCUGAAAUUCUUCAGCAAAUGUUAAGUACUGUUUUAAAUGUGAUAAUGUUUGAAGAUUGUAGAAAUCAAUGGAGUAUGUCACGCCCUCUCUUGGGAUUAAUUCUUUUAAAUGAAGAAUAUUUUAAUCAAUUACGAGAGAAUAUUAUUAGAAGUCAACCAGUUGAUAAGCAAGCAACAAUGGCACAGUGGUUUGAAAAUUUAAUGGAAGGGAUUGAAAGAAACUUACUCACAAAAAAUAGAGAUAGGUUUACACAAAAUUUAUCGUUAUUUAGAAGAGAUAUAAAUGAAACUUUGAAAGGACUUAAUACAGCUUCAGAUCCUAUUAGUGAUAUUUUAAUCUUCAGUUAGAUUUUCUUAGGUUCUUGCCUGCCAAAUGCUUGAAUGUGUGUGCGAGUGAAUUAUAAAUUAUCGUGGAUUUAAAAUUAUGGUUUUAGAUGAGUAUAAAGAUAAUAAAUUAAGUACUGUUGUUUCA
Molecule: messenger RNA, 3527 nt
Organism: Frieseomelitta varia
Lineage: Eukaryota; Metazoa; Arthropoda; Insecta; Hymenoptera; Apidae
Gene: Ranbp16
Product: exportin-7
Exons: 15
Coding region: 95-3403 (1102 amino acids)
Biological process (GO): protein export from nucleus
Cellular component (GO): nuclear pore; cytoplasm
Molecular function (GO): small GTPase binding; nuclear export signal receptor activity
Source: RefSeq, a predicted model, not a curated record